Molecule: messenger RNA, 1509 nt
Organism: Euleptes europaea (tarantolino)
Lineage: Eukaryota; Metazoa; Chordata; Lepidosauria; Squamata; Sphaerodactylidae
Gene: WDSUB1
Product: WD repeat, sterile alpha motif and U-box domain containing 1
Exons: 11
Coding region: 48-1490 (480 amino acids)
Biological process (GO): protein ubiquitination
Molecular function (GO): ubiquitin-protein transferase activity; protein binding
Source: RefSeq, a predicted model, not a curated record
GACGGAGAGCGAACCGCGCAGUCGCAGGAACGAGAUAACUUUAUGAAAUGGUGAAAUUAAUUUGUACUUUAGAAGAUCACAAUGAUGAUGUCAACUGCUGUGCCUUCUCCUCUUCCUUCCUGGCUACAUGUUCCUUGGACAAAACUAUCCGUCUGUAUUCUUUAAACAAUUUUGAAGAACUUCCUUACUCACCGUUAAAAGGCCAUACUUAUGCUGUCCACUGCUGCUGCUUUUCUCCUUCAGGACACAUUUUAGCUUCUUGUUCUACAGAUGGCAACACAAUUCUGUGGAACUCUAAAAAUGGACUGAAACUAGCAGUUCUCGAGCAUCCCUCAAGAAACCCUGUAAGAAUUUGUCGAUUUUCCCCUGAUUCCACAUACUUAGUUUCAGGAGCAGCUGAUGGCAGUGUAAUUCUUUGGAAUGUCCAGUCUUUGAAAGUCCAUCGAUCUGGCAGUGUUAACGAUGGCUCUUUAGUGGCCUGUGCAUUUGCUCCUAAUGGAAGCUUCUUUGUGACAGGAUCAUCAUGUGGAGAUUUAACUGUUUGGGAUGACAAAAUGAGGUGUUUGUAUAAUGAGAAAGCUCACGAUCUUGGAGUCACCUGCUGUGACUUUUCUUCGCAGCUAGUUUCUGGUAAUAAGCAAGAAUUCCAGAUGGCGUCUUCUGGGCAGGAUAAUGUAAUUAAGAUAUGGUUUAUUUCAUCUGCUGAACCCAUAGGUGUUGAAUUAAAAUGUAAACACACAUUGAGUGGACAUACUGCUCCAGUUCUGGCUUGUGCUUUUUCCUGUGAUGGGCAAACAGUAAUAUCUGGAUCUGUGGACAAAACAGUUAUUAUUUUUGAAACUAAUACUGGGAACAUCCUACACACUUUGACUCAGCAUACCAGGUAUGUUACAACCUGUGCCUUUGCACCAGACAUCCCAUUAUUUGCUACAGGUUCAAUGGAUAAAUGUGUGAAGAUCUGGCAGUUUGAACCAAAACAACUUUUUGCAGGAGCUACACCCAAAGAGAGUACAAACACAUCCAUCGAGAACUGGUCAGAAGAAGAUGUUUCAAUUUGGCUAUGCAAACAUGGUUUAAAAGACCUAGUUGAAAUUUUCCAAAAGAAUAACAUUGAUGGUAAAGAACUGCUGAGUCUUACCAAAGAGAGUUUGGCUGAUGACUUAAAAAUUGAAUCUCUAGGCCUUCGCAGUAAAGUGUUGAGGAAUAUUGAAGAACUGCAGAUUGAGAGGAAAUCUGCCUGUGAGUCUGUGCCCGAUGAAUUCCUAUGUCCUAUAACAAAGGAACUUAUGAAAGAACCAGUCAUUGCUGCAGAUGGCUACUCCUAUGAGAAGGAAGCAAUGGAAAACUGGAUCAUUAAUAAAAGGCGCUCUAGUCCCAUGACAAAUCUCCCUCUUCAGAGACUUGUACUUACCCCAAACAGAACUUUGAAAAUGGCUAUCAAUCGCUGGUUAGAAACACAGCCAGUGCGCAAUCAAAAACCACUGUCUUAAAUAAUUUAAGUGAUAUUUC